Messenger RNA from Lasiosphaeria miniovina, 1452 nucleotides. RefSeq lists its product as uncharacterized. The transcript is spliced from 3 exons. Lineage: Eukaryota; Fungi; Ascomycota; Sordariomycetes; Sordariales; Lasiosphaeriaceae. The record is from RefSeq and is a predicted model, not a curated record. Bases 1 to 1452 code for a protein of 483 amino acids.
AUGGCUAGAGCAACAGUAUUUCUGGCCCUGUGCUUCGCAGCAGCGCAGUCUGCCGGAGCAGUGACGUUUGCUGUCCCGAGUAAGGCGGGUACUGGCGGCUACGCGUACGCGCCCCUCGACCCAGCCCCAAUUGGCAUCUCGUUCGAGUUUUUCGCCUUUCCGUCCUACGUGGCCAACGUGACAGGGACAAACCAAUGCCUCGCAAACUGGAAAGACCUGACAGGGGUAUGGCCACCAAUCCGUAUCGGCGGGACGACGCAGGACCGGGCCGCCUAUGAUGCGACGACUCCGGCUUACGUCGUAUACUCGGUUGCAAAAGCGGCGGAUGCGCCCGCGACAUUGACCUUUGGGCCAAAGUUCAUGACGCUGGCAGGAACAUAUGCCGGAACCGUUGUGGUUGGACUCAACCGGGGCAAGAACAACAUCGAAAACACGAUCGCCGCAGCUAAGGUGGCUGUGGCAGAGAUUCCCAAUCUGUUGGCAAUCGAACUGGGGAACGAGCCUGAAUACUGGGUCAAAGACAAGCAGCCCAUCGCGUCGGGGACGUGGAAUCCAGCGACAGACGCGGCCUCGCAGAACGACUGGAAUAUCCGAGUUGGCAACGCCGUGGGCAAAAUGAACAUCAUCCAGGCUGGGAACUGGAACGAUGCUCCUCCGGCUUGGGGGGCCGCACAGCUGAUUGCGACAGAGAACACGACUGUGAAGCAAUAUGUCCGCCACUUUGCCCAUCACAACUACCCGGGCGGCAGUGUACAGAAGCUCAUGACGCAUCCGACGACGGUGAAGAGCAUCCAGGUGUUUGACGCAGACAUCGCGGCAGUAAGGAGGACGGGGAGAGAAUACGUCUUUGGCGAGACGAACUCGGUGUCGGGCGGAGGAGCAGCUGGAGUGUCGCCAACGUUUGGGGCCGCGCUUUGGACCAUGGACUACUCGCUACGAGCGGCGUUCAACAACAUGUCGCGCACAUAUUUCCACCACGGCACUGUGGGCAACUGUCAGUACUGCUUCUGGGGGCGUCGCACCAUGGGGGCGCCCUACUAUGGAGCACAUGCCGCCGUGGCCCUGAUGGCUGGGGCGAGCUACCUCACGGCGCUAGACACGGGCAAGACCAACUAUGCCGGGUAUGCCAGCUUUGAUGCGAGUGGCACACCACUGCGCGUGCUGCUGUACAACUCGGACUACUUCAGCGGCAGCGGGAGCCGGACGAGCCAGUCCUUCACUUUGACGGGCCUGACGCCGACGGCGACGGCGCUGAGGGCCAAGCGGUUGACAGCAGCGAGCGCAUCGUCGAGGGCGGAUCAGGGUAACGACAUCUCGUUUGGCGGCCAGUACUUCCGCAACGUGACGUGCGCUGCUGGCGGAACCGAGACUUACGAAACGGCGGCCGUCGCAGGUGGACAGGCGACAUUUUCGCUGCAGGCGACCGAGGCGCUGUUAGUAUAUCUGCAAUAA